Macrosteles quadrilineatus (aster leafhopper) is the source of this 5418-nucleotide messenger RNA. RefSeq lists its product as uncharacterized. Gene Ontology annotation, biological process: DNA repair; telomere maintenance. The coding region runs from base 1 to 5418 and encodes 1805 amino acids. The record is from RefSeq and is a predicted model, not a curated record. The transcript has a single exon. Gene Ontology annotation, molecular function: DNA helicase activity. NCBI's taxonomy places the organism in Eukaryota, Metazoa, Arthropoda, Insecta, Hemiptera, Cicadellidae.
AUGGCAUUUACUUGUGUGGCAAGCGGGUCGUUUCAUCAAGGUGAUCUGAGGUUUACCUACAGUAGAAACGCCCAAUGUGUGGCAAACUCAGCCUGUGCCAUCGCUUGGAAGUCUCUCGGGAAGGAAUUUUGUACUUCUGCAAUUGACUCCAUACUCCUAAGUGGCGAUACUUUGUAUAGGUCGUUGCGUAGUGAGGCGUGUGUUGGUGGUGACAGGUUUUUGUUUCCCAACGAGAUUCCACGUGAGUUUAAUGUAGAUGGAAUUCAAGUUCACGUUGAUGUUUCAUAUGUACAUGAUGCUUUGUAUCCUCUCUCACGUGAUGUAUUUAAUGAUAGCGUUGUAGAGCUGGCCUGUGAACUAGAGGUAUUGUUGGUGGAAUCUUCGGAAAAUGUAGGUUUUUUAUUCACAGGGUUAAAUGUGACUGUUGGCUUUUGGCGUAGGCAAGAUAAGCUAUUUCUGUUUGAUCCACACGCAGUAAAUGAAAAGCGUCGGCACGACAUCAGUAACUGCCACAAUAACUUGGCUCGCCUUUUCACUUGUGAUAACUACUUUUCCUUGGCAUCUCUGUUGCUAUGCAAUGUAGUCUAUGACGCCAAUGUACGCCAAUUUUCGAUAACACAAUUGAAAUUCAAUAGCCAUGUCUCAUCCGCUUCACUUGACUUUGUGUUCAACCCUGUUAUAACACCACUGCCCAGUCUAAAUUUUACUCCUACCCCACAUUGCCCUAGCCCUGAAUUUCUAAUUCUUAACGAUUCUAUCAACGAAUCACUUUCACAGUGCCCCAGUCCUGAUUUCCUCCAAGAUCCUAAACUAAAUUCCCUGAAUCCAAUUGUAGUAAUUUCUCCUUUGAGAACGUCUAGAUCCCUCCCCAAUCUCCAAUCUCCCCGAAAACGACCCGGAAGGCCAAAAAAGUUGAAACGUGGGCGCCCUAAAUCUUUAAAAACAACAAAGGACGAACAAAUUGCCGACGCAAAGAAAAGAUAUACGGAUAGUCACCCGGGAAAAAAUGCAGACGAUGCUCGUCGUCACCGAGAAAACAACCCUGAUUCUCAUAGGGAGGCUGUCCGUAUAUACAGCCAAUCCCACCCGGAAGUCAAUAGGGAAGCUGUAGGUCGGUACAGCCAAACCCACCCUGGAGCCUCUCUUGAAAGGGUUCAAAUUUUCCGACUGAAAAAUCCUAAGCUCAUUGAACUGAGACAUUUGAACAUUACCCUUGCAAGGACAAUUUUUAACCAAGGCCCCAUGGGAAGUUGGACGGGGGAUCUACUUAAUUCUAUCUUACCAUAUAAAUUGGCCAAUACAAGUUUGUGGAGUAGUGAAGUUUUUAAGUGUCCUCAUUGUGGCGCUCGGCUAUUUGAGGAAGAAAAAAAUCGCAGUAUGUGGUGUUGUGGUAAAGGAGCCUACAAUGUCCUUAAUCUACCUCCACUUGUAGAAAAUUUCUACUCGAAUCGUUGCUUCCUCGAGAGAGCCCGAGCCUAUAAUGACCUUUUUGCCUUUUGUGCUCUCGAGGUAUCAGGAGGUUACCGUCAUCCUAGUGGCCUCUCCUUUUUCAAAAUAGAAGGCAGAAUGUAUCAUCAAAUUUAUAAUUUGGACGCUCCGGGCCAAAAGUUCACCACUAAAGCUGGGGUAGUCCAAUUUGUAAAUCGAUCGCGAUUGUACAUUGAUGAUGGUGAAGAGCGGAGAAAUAUCGCCUCUGGUAGAUCACUAGAUGCGGAUAUAGUUGAUUCUAUUUCUGAAUUUCUCUCCCAUGAAAAUCCGUAUAUUAUUAACUAUCGCCGUUUGGGUAAUGAGCCAGCGGUUAAUGCUCACUUGGAUUUUCAAGUCACAAGUAGAGCCACUCACGGUCCGGUCUUAGGUGACGGGCAGACAGGCGUCGAGGUACAUGCAGUGCUCAGUACCGAUGAGACUGUUCAUGAACCUCGGAAAUUGACAAUUUGGAAAGUUGGGUCUCCUAAACCAACCUCUAUAAACCUUUUUAGUCCCCUUAUGGAACCCUUCCAGUACCCAUUGCUCUAUCCGGAUGGCACUUUGGGCUGGCAUAUAGGUCGCCUUGAUAAUUUCAAUAACAAGUUAUCUCAGUAUAACUACGCACGUUGCCUUUUGUUAUCUGAUCCUCGUUUUUCUCACAUCGGCCGACUGUCUCAAGCUUGGCAGGUCGAGAUGUUCGCACGAUUCGAAGAGGAGAGGUUGAAUUUUAUCAAAUAUAAUCAAACCAGGUCAGCUGAAAAUGCCAUGCGGAUAGGGCCAUUGGACGAACUGGAGACAGCUAGACGUAAUAGUAAUCAGCCAACGGGACAGAUUUUUAACGAAAUUGCCAAUGACGAAACGAUCCGAGGGGAGGGUGGAGCACAGCCGGGUAAAGUUUAUCUUCCCAGUUCAUUUACGGGGGGACCAAGAUACAUGAAGCUUCGUUACUUGAACGCAAUGGCUCUUGUUUCUCGUCUUGGUUUCCCUACUUUCUUCCUCACAUUUACAUAUAGUGCUACGUGGGAAGAAAACAAGAAGGCAUGUCCCCGGAACAGCGGCCGCAGCGACCCCAGUACCGCUUGCAGAGUUUUCUACAUUAAACUCCUAGAACUUCUCCGAGAUCUCCGCAGUGGAGCAAUGUUCGGCCGGUCCGUGUACAUCGUACAUGUCAUCGAAAUGCAAAUGCGAGGCCUUCCACACGCCCACAUUGUAUUUAAGAUUGACGGCGAUGGACCGGUGCAGGCUGCUGACAUUGAUUUAAUCAUUCGAUCUGACAUCCCUUCGGAGGAGGAGGCUGGGGGCAGACUAAGGGAGUUAGUUCUGAGACACAUGAUCCAUGGCCCAUGUGGUACAGAAUACAGAACUGACUUCCCUUGUUGGAACUCAGACAAAGGCUGCUGUUCCAAAUUUUUUCCAAAACCUGUUUGCGAAACAACUCAUAUUGAUGAAAAGGGGUUUGUUCAAUACAAGCGCAGUUAUGAGAACAAAGGAGUUAUUACGUCAAGGAGAAAGUCUGUCACUGUUCAUGAUGGCUGGGUUGUUCCUUAUAACUCUGCGCUACUUCUGAAAUAUGAAGCUCAUAUCAAUUUAGAGCUAGCUUCAACUCGAAAAGUUGUUAAGUAUUUGUUCAAGUACCUGAUGAAGGGUGGUUCACUGCAGAAUGUUACUGUUACGCCCUUAGGUCAGCAAGAAGAUGAAGUACAGCACUAUGUCACAAAGCGGAUGGUGGGUGCUAGUGAUGCGUGCUGGCGGCUUUUAGACUUUCCAAUCUCUAAGUCUGAGCCAACAGUAGAGUGCCUUCCUGUACACCUUGAGGGAAAGCAAACAGUAACAUUCUGUCCAACAAACUUGGCUGACGCGACUCUACAAGCUAGCUCUAAUUUGCUAUUGUACUUUAACAGACCUCUUCACUCUAUUUUUGAUAAUUUAACAUACCAAUCAUUCUUCGAGCAGUUUAUAGUCCAUUCUAAACGUCCACGUAGUGGAGAAGUAUACGACCAUCCCGACGGCAAACAUUAUAUUACACCUCGACAACGUGGUACCAAGAUCUGCCGGCUUUUUUGGGUUUCGCCAAACAGAAGCGAGCAAUAUUUUCUUCGUUUGCUGCUCAUGAUUUUACCAUGCCGUGGUUACGCUGAUCUGCUUGCACGUGGAGGUGAUGGUUGUAGUACUUUCCAACAGGUAGCGCGAAAACUCGGCUUGGUUGAAGAUGAGGAUGAGUAUGGCAUUGCCAUUAGGGAAGCUGCUCAAUUCAUGAUUGGUUCGAAACUUCGAUCAUUUUUCGUUCUACUCUGCAACAUGGGGGCGCCUGCGGCUCUUUUGUGGGAAUCUUUCCGAAAUACGCUUUGUGAGGACCAUUUGGAACGCAACCCUCUUGAUCAUGAGCUCGCCUUUAAGCUAUCUCUGCUCGAAAUUGAUCGCAGUCUCCGUCGACAGGGGUCUUGUUUGGCUGACCAUGGCCUCCCAAGUGUGGAAGAUGAUACCACAGAAUUAGGCAGAGAACUACUCGUCUACGGUGAGAACCAACAGAAAUCACUUGUAGAUGAGUGGGAACCAAAAUUGUCAAAUGAUCAGAGGGCAGUCUUAAAUCACGUUCGUUCGUUAUUACAAGGAGAUCGCCGGACAAACAGACUAAUCUUCCUAGACGGACCAGGUGGCUACGGGAAAACGUUGUUAAUUAGCGUGCUUCUCGCUUACGUUCGAAGCCAAAGUCAGGUUGCUAUUGCUGUCGCUAGCUCUGGUAUCGCCUCUGGCAACAUGCCAGGAGGUACGACAGCUCAUAGCAUGUUCAGAUUGCCACUUGACCUCGGUGACGGCACAGGCUAUUGGAACUUGACCAACGGGUCUCAGCGGGCAGAACUAAUCAGAGCCGCACAGCUCAUAGUUUUUGAUGAGGCACCGAUGGCUCAUCGCUACAUUUUUGAGAUUCUCGACAGAUCUCUGCGGGAUCUUAUGAAUUCACGUGAACCAUUCGGUAACAAGAUCUUUAUCUGCUCGGGAGAUUUCCGUCAGAUCGCGCCCGUUGUUGCCAGAGCUCGAACGCCCGCUGAUAUCGCUUGUGUAUCGCUCCGUGCGUCGCAUCUUUGGUCAAGUUUCAAGGUGUUCUCUCUUUCUACACCUCACAGGACUAGUAAUUCCAAUGCAUACUCCAAAUUCUUGCUUGAAGUAGGCAAUGGAACUAUCAAUACUGUUGUGUUUGGCGAGGGAAAGGACAGUUGCAGCUUGAUACCACUGUCUGGCAUUAGAUAUGUGACUUCCCUGUCAGAUCUCAUCGCUUUUGUUUUCCCCGAUUGUGACCUGAAUGACCCCGAACUUACGGCUAGACGAGCUAUUCUUUCAACAAUGAACGUUAACGUACGAAAUAUUAACGACAUUGUUCUUAACACUUCAAGCGGGGUCGUACAUAAGUUGAGAAGCGCCGAUACUGUGGACAAGGAAAAUGAUGACGGCAUGGACGUCGAUGUACACUUGCUGAACCAGGCCACCGGCAAGGGUGUGCCAGACCAUGUCCUGCGAAUCAAGAUCGGCUCCGUUUGCCUCAUUAUGAGGAAUUUGAAUAUCGACAACGGACUUGUGAACGGUACAAAGGUAAUUGUUACGGCGAUUAGUCCUCGCUUGAUUACUGCUAGACUUCCCGGCAAAACUGAUCCAAUUUGUAUCCCUAGGAUUCAAUUUGUGUUUCCGUUUGUCGAAGGGUCGCCGCUUCGCAUCCGCCGUCUUCAAUUCCCUCUAAUGUUGGCUUAUUGUAUGACUGGUCACAAAAGCCAAGGCCAGACGAUCGAUCGCGUUGGAGUCGAUCUUCGGAGCGACUGUUUCACACACGGUCAAUUAUACGUCCUCCUUAGCAGGGUCAGACAUCCUGACGACAUCGUUGUUCUUGUCCCACCUGAUAGAGUCCGCGAAGGAAUAGCCUAUGCGAAGAAUAUCGUAUUUGACGAACUCCUUCUUUAG